Molecule: messenger RNA, 2211 nt
Organism: Opisthocomus hoazin
Lineage: Eukaryota; Metazoa; Chordata; Aves; Opisthocomiformes; Opisthocomidae
Source: RefSeq, a predicted model, not a curated record
ACUUCUCACUCGGACCAUUCUGCUCCCACCAAAUCUGCUUCCGCUGUAUCAUCUGACUCCGUCUCCACCUCGGCAGACAACUUCUCUCCAGAUUUGAGGGUCCUGAGGGAGACAAAUAAAUUGGCUGAAAUGGAAGAGCCACCUUUGCUACCAGGAGAAACCAUUAAAGACAUGGCUAAGGAUGUUACUUACAUCUGCCCUUUCACUGGAGCAAUCAGAGGAACCCUUACUGUUACCAAUUAUAGACUGUAUUUUAAAAGCAUGGAACGGGACCCUCCUUUUGUCCUAGAUGCAUCUUUAGGUGUAAUCAACAGAGUGGAGAAAAUUGGAGGCGCUUCCAGUCGCGGUGAGAAUUCGUAUGGGCUGGAGAUUGUAUGCAAGGAUAUUCGAAACUUGCGAUUUGCUCAUAAGCCUGAAGGGAGAACUAGACGAUCCAUAUUUGAGAACCUAAUGAAAUAUGCUUUCCCAGUUUCAAAUAAUCUGCCACUUUUUGCAUUUGAGUACAAAGAGAUUUUCCCAGAAAAUGGAUGGAAGGUGUAUGACCCCACUUGGGAGUACAGAAGACAGGGAAUUCCCAAUGAAAGCUGGAGGUUGACCAAGAUUAAUGAGCGCUACGAGCUGUGUGAUACAUACCCUGCUAUUCUAGCUGUGCCCGUAAGCAUUCCUGAUGAAGAAUUAAAGAGAGUAGCAUCUUUCAGAUCAAGAGGACGCAUACCAGUAUUGUCAUGGAUUCACCCAGAAAGUCAAGCAACGAUUACUCGCUGUAGUCAGCCAAUGGUGGGAGUCAGUGGCAAACGAAGCAAGGAAGAUGAGAAGUACCUUCAAGCCAUCAUGGAUUCUAAUGCUCAGUCCCAUAAAAUCUUCAUAUUUGAUGCAAGGCCUAGUGUGAAUGCUGUAGCCAAUAAGGCUAAAGGAGGGGGCUAUGAGAGUGAGGAUGCCUAUCAGAAUGCAGAAUUAGUGUUCCUGGACAUUCACAAUAUUCAUGUUAUGAGAGAAUCACUGCGAAAACUGAAAGAAAUUGUGUAUCCCAAUAUCGAGGAGACUCACUGGCUGUCGAAUUUAGAGUCAACUCACUGGCUAGAGCAUAUCAAGCUCAUUCUCGCUGGAGCCCUUCGGAUUGCUGACAAAGUGGAGUCGGGGAAGACGUCUGUGGUUGUACACUGCAGUGAUGGCUGGGACCGGACAGCCCAGCUCACCUCUCUCUCCCUGCUCAUGUUAGAUGGCUACUACCGCACUAUCAGGGGCUUUGAAGUGCUAGUGGAGAAGGAGUGGCUGAGCUUUGGCCACAGAUUUCAGCUGAGGGUUGGCCAUGGAGAUAAGAAUCAUGCAGAUGCAGAUCGCUCUCCUGUCUUCCUCCAGUUCAUCGACUGCGUCUGGCAAAUGACAAGACAGUUUCCUACAGCAUUUGAGUUCAACGAGUACUUCCUGAUAACCAUCCUGGAUCACCUCUACAGCUGUUUGUUUGGGACCUUCCUGUGCAGCAGCGAGCAGCAGAGAGUGAAGGAGAGCCUUCCAAAAAAGACCGUGUCGCUUUGGUCUUACAUCAACAGCCAGCUGGAAGACUUCACUAACCCCUUGUACGUGAGCUACUCCCACCACGUGCUGUACCCCGUGGCCAGCAUGCGGCACCUCGAGCUGUGGGUCGGCUACUACAUCCGCUGGAACCCCAGGAUGAAACCUCAGGAACCUGUCCACAAUCGCUACAAGGAGCUUCUUGCCAAGCGGGCUGAGCUGCAGAAGAAAGUGGAGGAGCUGCAGAGAGAAAUCACCAGCCGUUCCACCUCGUCCUCAGAAAGAGCCGGCUCUCCCGCGCAGUGCGUCGCUCCUGUACAGACAGUUGUGUAACACGGACUUUUUUUGCCAAGUACCUUCCCAGGACCGCAGAGGCAGCUGUUCCGAAACCCUCUGGAUUUCCAGCGCGGUGUCUGGGAGAUGCCAACCUAUUUAUUUAUUUCUCUCCAGGGUAAUUUAUUAGUACUGUAGCACUAGAGGAAGCUUACGCAAAAACAAACAAACAAGGCCCCCUAUGCAAUUAACCUUCUCAGUGGCUAGAUCAUAACACAAGCUAAUUGCACUUGCCACCUAAAAGAAACCUAGCGCUCGCUCUUUGUUCACUCACGUGCUGGAAGUCACUUGGCUUUAAAGGGAGACUGUGCACUGGAAUGAAGUACUGUGGAGGAGAAACAUCUAUUCAGAAGUCUGAAAAAUCUC